Molecule: messenger RNA, 1948 nt
Organism: Beta vulgaris subsp. vulgaris (sugar beet)
Lineage: Eukaryota; Viridiplantae; Streptophyta; Magnoliopsida; Caryophyllales; Amaranthaceae
Product: zinc-finger homeodomain protein 9
Exons: 1
Coding region: 445-1620 (391 amino acids)
Biological process (GO): regulation of developmental process; regulation of DNA-templated transcription
Cellular component (GO): nucleus
Molecular function (GO): DNA-binding transcription factor activity; transcription cis-regulatory region binding
Source: RefSeq, a predicted model, not a curated record
AUCAGUGAUGAUAGUUAACCUAAGAUUUAGAAAACCAGGGUUAAAAAAAAAACCAAAACAUGUGGUUAGGAAGGACGACCACAUAGAUAGACAUAAACCAAAGGAUUUUAUUAUCAGCAUACUCAUACUCUUCACUACAUCACUCUCCUCUCUUUCUACUUACCUCCCCAUCAUCAUCAUCUUCUUAAUCAUUACAUCAAAGAAAAUUAUACACCAAAAUAAAUAAAAAUCAUAAGUGCAAGCUAAAACACAUCUUUCCUUCAAAUUCUCCAAAAUUUUGUUCAUGGAUUAAAAUACUAAAAAGUAACCACCAACCCUAGUACUCUUUGAUCUAAUAAUUGUUUUUCCACCUUGAAGAAACCAAAUUCCUUGAUAUUAAAGCAAUCUUCCAGUCCAAACCAAAGAAAAUAUCAGUCAGUUAUAGAUGUAUGAACACAAAUAAAAAUGGAUAAUUUAAACGCGAGAGCAGCGGCGGCAGCAGCAGCAACAACAACAACAUCAACGGGUCCUGUAGCUGGUGUUGGUGGUUUGAGUAUAGUAACGCCUACAAAAAGCCCAGAAGCUGAAAGCGAGACGCCACCGCCUCGGAUCCAGUCUACGAAGCCAUUUACGUUCAGCAACGGCGUUUUAAAGCGCCACGCGCCAGCUCAAGUGGUGUACAAAGAGUGUCGGAAGAACCACGCCGCAAGUUUAGGUGGGCACGCGCUAGAUGGAUGCGGUGAGUUCAUGCCGGCACCGACUGCGACCGCUUCAGACCCAACUUCGCUUAAGUGCGCAGCGUGUGGAUGCCAUCGUAACUUCCACAGGCAUGAGCCGGAGGAUUCAUCAACGAACACGGGAGCUUUAGCGCAUGCUGUGAUCGAGUACCACCCGCAUCAUAGGCAUCAUCCGUUGCCACCACCACAGACUGCACCGCCGGCGAUGGCAUCUCGUGGGGCGCGGAGUCCAGGGUCACAGUCUCCACCUCCGAUCUCGUCUACUUACUACCCUGGCUCCGCGCCCCACAUGCUACUUGCUUUAUCCACUGGUGGUGUUGGCGGUAAUGGGGCCGAAGUAAACAACAACGGACCCCACGCCCUCCACCACCACCAGCACCCGCUGCAGCAAAACACCCAACAUCUUAUACAUCAUUCCAAUUCUCAGCCUUCUAGCAGGAAGCGAUUUCGGACAAAAUUUACACAGGAACAGAAGGACAAAAUGCAUGACUUUGCUGAGAAAGUUGGGUGGAAAAUGCAGAAGACUAAUGAAGAUAUGGUAAAUGGUUUCUGCAAUGAGAUUGGUGUUGAAAGGGGUGUUUUCAAAGUUUGGAUGCAUAAUAACAAAAACACUUUUGGGAAGAUAAGAUCUAACACUACUAUUACAUCUACUGAUGUUGGUCUUAAUUGUGGUAAUACCAAUCCUAGCGAAGUGGGUGAUCAUAAUAAUAAUAAUCCCACUGGUACAGAUGAAGAUGAUGAGCUUGCUAAUUUGAAUGGAAAUGGGAAUAGCAAUAGUAGUAGUAUCAACAAUUCUACUCAUCAUCAUGAUCAUCACAUCCAUCAUCAUCAUCAUCAACAGUAUAAUGGGAAGAGAAGUAAUGAAAGUAAUGCUCCUACUAAUGGUUCUUCUUCUUCAUCUUAAAUCUUAAUUAAUCACUCUUUUGUUUAAUAAAAAUCUUUUCUUUAGUUCUUAGUUUAGAUCAUUCAGGAACAAGAGUGACAGACAAGAUUUGAUUUCCCCAAUUCCCCCUCCUACCUUUUUUUAGAUUUUUUUUUCUUUUGAUUUUUGUAGGCUUUUUUUUUUUGUUAAUUAAUGGUGAUUAUGGGAUGGAUAACAUUUGUUGUUGAUCAGUUUAAUUAAGAGGGAAAUUUGAGUUUUUAAUUUGCCAAAUAUAGUAAGUUUUAUUGGUCUCCUGUAUCAUUACUCAAGUCAUUGAUUAAGGAGAUGUUUAUGUGAUUUAAUUUUUGAU